AUGUCCGAUCCCUCGGAUGCGCCGCUGCCUCAGAUACAGUCUAUUCGUCGAUCUGCUACUCUACCCACCAAACUAAAUCCGCGAAAUCGCCGCACCUCGAAUUCUUUUAAACCGUCCGAGAACGACCUGUUUUUCCAUCCCUCCGCCAAAGUUGUCCACUUCGCCCCUAGGGCCCUUGCGCCAAUCCCCUCGAGCACCGCCCCGUCGGAUUUUGAUUAUCCGGUCGAUACCGUCGAAACACUUCCAUGGAGAUCCCCUACGGAGCGAACGGUGGCCUUUGCGCCACUGCGUCUUGAGAACGUCCACGGCUUGACCGUGUUCUUGAAAUGCGGUAGCGUCGUCCAUGCGAUUCUCAAGAACUCCCAGUGCUGGUGUGUCGACGGCGUCUCGACCUUUGUGUUGCGCAUUCGCCCUCUUACAUAUUACCGCAUAGAGCUGCCAAAUGAGAACAACGAAGAUAGGGAAUUGAUCGCGGGAAUGAAAGAGGCCUUGCCCCAAAUCCUGCGGUAUGAAGUUACCCCGUGUCCUUUCAAGCGCGGAUUUACCGUGCCGAUUCCAGAGGCAGCCAAAGCGCCGAGGCGAAAGAAAAAAGCAUGGAGUCCCAAAGGACGCAGGGAAAGUGCGCCGAUCUAUUUGGGGCUUGCUAAAGAGCAUAGCCCGGUGCGCGAAGACAUUACGAUCGAUUAUUUGAGCGCCGGGGAAGAGACCGACGGGAACACAACGGACGGCAGCGGUUUCACUACGCGAGGUAGUAACAGCACCAUCUUGGAAACCAUUCCGGACGAUAACGAAGCUCAAGAAGGGCCUCGCACCCCCGAGUUGCCCAUCGAAAGUGAACCGCGCGGACUAUCGCCUGCACCGUCUGUUACCGAGUCCUUGGAUGUUCCCCGGCGCUCUGUGGCGGAAACACAGCGGAGCUUCCAAACCUUGCUGGCAAGGUUUGAGGAGAACACCGAAGCACAGGCUGAGCCUGACCAAGCACUUUCUUCAAGUGUCGAUUCAUUCCAUUCCAUCGAGCAUUCUCUACCCCCUUUGCCUGAAACGGAUUUGCAGGCGUAUCUUCAGCCAGAAGUACCCACGGACGAGAACGAGAGCCGGGACCAAGGCUCUAGCGAAGAGAAACCGUCGGAGGACUCUAUCUUUCAAGAGGUUGAUUAUGCCGCAAAGACGAGCUUGCCAAAGAUCGUCUGCCGCGACUGCUCGUCUCCCAGUCCAACAGAGUCUCCAAUGGCUUCAGUUUCCGAGGCUGAACCUGAGCCUAAGCCCGAGCCUGAGCCCUGGUCGAGUGCCGACGUAAAGGCGACUGUGGAGCAUACCGAAGUCGCACCGACCGCAGGUUCCAACCCCAACCUCAGCAGCAUGAGUGUUGAAUUCCGUCGGCGGUCAAAGGCCUCUCGCGAUCGGGAGGUCUCACCCAUGCCUCCGCCGUCUACGUUGGCUCUUGCUCAUCCCCCGGAGAAGUACGACGCAGCCUCCAUCAUCCAAAAGACCUGCAAGCUUGUCCUGGUGCCUCCAAUUCAGCUGUUUGUGGUGCUCAUUCACAUUGCCGCUCGCAUCGUCAUCGGGCCAACUCCAAGCUCAGACGUGCAUGCCACCAAAUCGCAGGAGACGAUGGAUGACUACGACUUGCCUCUCGCACGCGACAACUUCAGGAAGCGGUCCGUGUCAGAGGAGAUCCGAAAGUUCGAUCCUUGGGAAUUGGACUGA
Molecule: messenger RNA, 1707 nt
Organism: Aspergillus melleus
Lineage: Eukaryota; Fungi; Ascomycota; Eurotiomycetes; Eurotiales; Aspergillaceae
Exons: 1
Coding region: 1-1707 (568 amino acids)
Biological process (GO): peroxisome inheritance
Cellular component (GO): extrinsic component of intraperoxisomal membrane
Source: RefSeq, a predicted model, not a curated record